GGAAUCGUCGACCGCGGCCUGGACCCCUACGAGGUUAAAAGCGCUCAGGGCGAAUAUGUUUUCAUUCUCCCCACUGUAUUCAGUGCGUCUGCUCGCGUCGAAAAUUUGAGUGUAUUGGGCCUUAGCAACAUCGUGGUUAACAGCAUUAGCUACUCUCCGUUCAGCAAUGACUUGACCAUUGACAUCUCUAUGCCCCGCAUCACAGCGAUUGUUGGUGAUUCUUCAUUCGAAAUGAUCGUUCUUGGUCGUGAAAUCUCUGGAAGCUUGAGUGGAUUCUUGGAAAUUACCGGACUAGGAGCCAGCGGCAGCGCUAAAGUAGUCGUGGGUGACAAAGUGUCGAUUAGUGACGUUAAGGUCAACGCUAAAUUUGGCAACAUCCAGUCUGCGCUCAAUGUCAGAAUCCUCGGCAUAAACCUUUCAACGCUAGUCACAAACUGGCUGAACAACCUUCCCGCGAAUCUUUCUCUGUACAGCGAUCUCAUUAACCGUGGCCUCUCGAGGAUCAUCCAGACCCUGCUUAACCAUAUCUUAAAUAAACCUUAAGCUUAAGCUUGUAUGAAUUAAAUAAAAAAUAUUUUUAAUACAACAAAUUCAGUCACUACCUAAGCUGAGCAACCUUUAAGUUCCAACUGCAAUAUUCUUAUGUUGUAAAAUUUCAAUAAUAAAAUAAUUUCAGUAAAAA
Papilio machaon (common yellow swallowtail) is the source of this 682-nucleotide messenger RNA. RefSeq lists its product as uncharacterized. The coding region runs from base 190 to 543 and encodes 117 amino acids. The transcript is spliced from 6 exons. Lineage: Eukaryota; Metazoa; Arthropoda; Insecta; Lepidoptera; Papilionidae. The record is from RefSeq and is a predicted model, not a curated record.